Molecule: messenger RNA, 1911 nt
Organism: Chelonus insularis
Lineage: Eukaryota; Metazoa; Arthropoda; Insecta; Hymenoptera; Braconidae
Exons: 8
Coding region: 899-1585 (228 amino acids)
Source: RefSeq, a predicted model, not a curated record
GUUUCAUCGGUCUUCAGUUUAGUAUCUGGCGGAUUCAGGACGUCUAUAGUAGUGAGGAAGUUUCAGUUAGAAUUAAUUUUUUAAAACAACUAUAAAGUGACGCGUUAAUUAAAUUAAUUUUAUUGUUUGAAAUUCAAACAGAAUUCUAGAAUUAUUAUCGGAUGUUAGUGUAAUCCUUGAUGCUCAUCGAGUUAACUCAUCAGACAAAAAAAUUUUUUCUCAGAAAGAAUAUCAAAAAUAAAGUUGAAACUUCAACAUAAUAAUAAUAAACAAAUAAAAUGUUGAUGGAGAGAAACGAAUGUGAUUCAGACAUCGAAGAUUAAUUCCGCACAUAUGAGGCAUCUACUUUCUAUAAUAAGUAAAAAAAGAAGUGUUGAGGAAGAGACGAUUUUCUAUCGAAAAUAAUUAUUGAAUGCUUAGGUGAUUCAAUUGGCCAACAAAGAACAGAAAUAUAGAAAGGCUGGGAAUAACAAUUCCCAGCGAAUAAACAAGAAUCGUGGAAGGCUCACGGAAGUCAAUUAGCUAUUACGGGCCUUAUCAAAAUUCAUACAGCUGUAGCAACGGUCCGGCAAGCAUUUACGGAUAUCCAACGAAUCAUCCCACUCAUUUGCCACAUCAACUUCAUGAAGAUUACCGACCAAUUUAUUUUUAUGUAGCUCAACCAUAUACUAUACCAUAUACUUUUGCUAAAAGGCCUAAAAUAUCAUCUAUACAAAAAUCAAUAAAACAUCGGCCUAACUAUCGUGUCAAGUUUCAAAAAAAACUCAGCAGUGCAGAAUUUUCACAGAAAGUUAAGCAAGGAGAAUUUUCCAGAAGUCUGAAUCAAGUACAAUUUGUUAACGAUUCUUUUCCAGUGACAAGUUUUCCGAAGACUGCACACAUUCAUCCAGACCCCAAAAUGACAUCGAUGUUCCGAAGAGGCACUAUUUUUGCUACUUUUUUUUUGUCAUUACUUGGCGGUGGUUUAGUUUGUGCGGCAUUAGUUACACAGCAUUGGAUUGAAGCCAAGCCUUGGAGAACACCAAAUCCUGAAGAAAGUGCUGGGAAAAUUCAUUUUGGAUUGCUACAAGGAAAGAAAGAGUUAAAUGUCGCAUAUGGUUGGAGAACCUAUCCUAUAUCAGUUGCUCAAAUGAUUAAAUCGGACCCUUCUGUAAUGAAUUGGGGUCUUUGGAUAGCGACUCUAGUUACAACUUCCUUAGCAUUAGUUGCUGCUGCACUUUCUGCACUUUUGGCUGUUUUAAAUACCGCUACAACUCCGAGAACUAAAUUAUUUUCUGUACCUGGUGUUUAUUCCAUAAAUAUUCUCACGAUGAUUUUCUGUAUAACAAGCGUAGCAACAUGGUUAGCACAAUUCUUUAUAAAAUUAUACAAUAAUGUAUUACCGAAAGAAGAUAUAGACAACAUGUGGACUAGUGAAGGUUCUGCAGAAUUAGGUUAUUCAUUUUGGUUGGUUGUAAGCGCUGGAAUUGUUCACUUGAUCAGCAUUGCUCUAGUGGGUUGGGGAUCUGGGAGAACCAAGAAUGAUAGGCUCGAGCCUAUUCCUGCUUUGGAAGAAAAAACAGCUGCGGCCAUAAUGCUAUAUUGAAAUUUGCAGUAUGAAAAAUAUUUAUGCUUUCGGAGCCAUUAUUUAGGAGUGCUUGAGAAAUCAAACUUUAUCAACAAAUUGCCAGAUAAUUUAAUUUAAGAUUUUUUUCAUCAAAUUUAAUCUUAAAACUUUUAGUCAGAUUAGUAAUAAGAUUCGCAAUUGUAUUAUAAUUUUUUCUUUAUGGAAAUUAAUUAACUUGUAAAUAGACAGAAGUUUCAAUGAAACUUUGCAGCUUCCUUAGAAAGUAACUAUUUAUUGAAAGAUGGACAUUUGUAGAUAUUUGAUAAAAAUUUUACUAUUGUAAUGGUACUAAACUUUUAUAAAAU